Purpureocillium takamizusanense is the source of this 3705-nucleotide messenger RNA. RefSeq names its product WD40 repeat protein, variant 2. Bases 940 to 3525 code for a protein of 861 amino acids. Gene Ontology annotation, cellular component: cytosol; Ric1-Rgp1 guanyl-nucleotide exchange factor complex; Golgi membrane. The transcript has 2 exons. Gene Ontology annotation, biological process: intracellular protein transport; retrograde transport, endosome to Golgi. Gene Ontology annotation, molecular function: protein binding. The record is from RefSeq and is a predicted model, not a curated record. Lineage: Eukaryota; Fungi; Ascomycota; Sordariomycetes; Hypocreales; Ophiocordycipitaceae.
AACCAGCACAAUUUCCGGCGAUAACACCAGGCGUCGCGGCGAGUACCGGCAACCACACGGCUCCGACCUUGCCAUUGACUGACGCCAAUGCUGUCGGAGGCCGCACUCUGUCUCCGCGCCGUGCAAGAGGCGGAUGACUAAAGCGGCGCAUCUUGGGGACCAUUUCGCAAGCGAGUAGCCGCCAUGUAUUGGCCCAUCGGCACGCCUCGCGUCUAUGCCACCAGCAGCAGCCGCACGCCCGGCUUGAACCUGUUUGUGUCCAACGAUGGACUCCCCCCCAGCCCUUUCGAUUCGGACUCGUCUUCGCCUCCGGCACCCAAAGCCCCGUCGCGGUCCACUGCCGCCCACGAUGACAUCGAGAUACAGCCCCCGCCGACGCCCAUCACACCCGCCACGCCCGCCGUCCAAUCCGUCGAGCACGAUGACAAUCCCUUGAACAACGCCUUGGCGGGCUCGGCCGUCUCUGGCGCGGACAUGGUGCCCCUCAAGGACCCUGUGCUCGCUCUCCGCGUUGCCCGUGCCGGCCACUUGUUUGCUGUCAUCACGGCCACCUCCAUCACCGUCUGGCAGACAAAGGUCCCCUCUCUCAUGCCUCCCCAGGCGGGUGUCCGUCUCUCUGACUUGCUAUAGCCCACCGUCGUCCUCGCCGUCGUCGUCCGGUCCGACUCCUCUCUCGCGCUGUACGGAAGAAACGUCGACUUGCUGCUCCGCCCCGAUUCGGCCAUCUUGGUAGUUCGAACCGACCAGGGCUAUCUCAUCACCUACUCAAUAGCAACCGACGGCGAGUCAUGCGUGUACAAACCGCAUUUUCCGAACCAUCACCAUGUUCAACGGCGGAAACAGAGCCUCAUCGGCGGCCAGGUGGGAUUGCGGCCAGAGCAGUUCUUGUGGGGACCUGGGGAAGGAUCAGGCGUGCGCGAUGUCAGUGUCCGGUUCCGCAUGGUCAUCAAGGUCGAUGCGGGCAUUGAAAGCGCCUUGGCACUGGACGACGAGCUUGUGGUCGCGACGAGGAAGCCGGCUGCAGUUCAGUGCAUCCGAUGGACGCCCGACAGCACUGGAAGUCAGACCCGCACCGAAAUAAUGAGCCGGAUGGGUUGGGUCGAGAAGAAGGUCUCCAUCAUCGAGAUGACACACGACCGGCCCAUGAACUUGGCCACGUGGAUCACCAACGACGGUCGGGCUUACGCCGUGCAGCGACAGCAGGCUCGUUCCGAUGGUGACAACUCUGACGACGCCGAUUCGAAGCGCCUUUUCAAGGGGCAUUGCUUUCAUGUCCCGCAGAGCCCCGGCGGCCACGCUGUCAAGGCUGUCAUAAACGCGCGGUUCUCUCUGAUUGCUGUGGGCUGUGCCGAUGGCACCAUUCAAGUCUACUCGGUCAAGGAUUAUGCGGGCAACAUUGCGCAUUCUCACGCCCAGAAAAUGCCCGUCUCAGGCUCUGCGACCGGUGCCUUUACAAGUCUGAGCUACUCUCCGGACGGGUACUGCCUCUUCGCAGGGUUCGAAAGGGGCUGGGCGGUUUGGAGCAUGUUCGGCAAACUCGGGAGCCACAGCUUCAGUGUCGAUGAGUCCAUCGCGAACGGAAACGGCGAACAAUGGCUCAAGGGUGUCACGGGCGCGUCGUGGAUUGGCGGCGGCUCUGAGAUGCUACUCGUCGGCCCGCCUCAUGAGGCCGUGUGGGGCCUCGAGAUGGCAAAAAGCGCCGUCACCGGUUGCUACAACGAGGCCAAUGUAUUCAGGACUGUCCUGCAGACCCCGACGGCAGUCAUGGUAUACCGAGGCUACGACCUGCCUGACCUGACGAGCAUCUCCGCGGAGCCGUUCCUGUGGCAUACUGCAAAGGUGCCACCGACUUAUCUGCUGAAUCAGUGGCCGAUACGCCAGACCGUCAUCUCCCCCGAUGGCCGUUAUGUUGCCGUCGCCGGCCGCAGAGGACUUGCCCACUAUAGCGUCAAUAGCGGGCGCUGGAAGACGUUCGUCAACGAGGAGAUGGAAAACGAGUUCCAGGUGAGGGGAGGCAUGUGUUGGUAUCAGCACAUUCUCGUCGCCGCAGUGGAGAGCAACAAGGCGUACGGGAUUCGGCUCUACUCGCGCGAGACGGCGCUCGACUCGUCGCACGUGCUGUACACGCACCAGAUACCGGCUCCGGUCGUCCUGGUGACUACAUCUGGGGACGAUUCCCUGCUGGUGUACACGUACGAAAACCUGCUCUACCAUUUCAUCUUUACACCUUGGGCAGACUCGGUGCGACUGGUUCAGGUUGGACAGAUUGCCUUUCAUGGCAUCGUUCGAUCGCCCGCCAGAGUCCGCGGGCUAAGCUGGAUAUUGCCUGAGAGCCAGCUGGUAGACGGGGAUCCGUCUCAGGACGUGGCCGUGGCAUCCGUCAUCUUCCUCGUUGAUGGGAAGCUGGUGCUGCUGACCCCCUCGCUCAACGACGAAGGCCAGCUGAAGUAUGACAUGCGUAUCAUCGCGCAGAACGUAGAGUACCAUGCGAGCAUGAGAGAUCAGCCGCUUUUGAACAUGUCACGAGCGUCGAGCGGCACACCACUGAAUCGGCGACCGGCGGCUCUGCGAGAUUCCCUGUGGGUAUUCGAUGGCGACGAGGUCAAGGCAUGGACCAGCAUGAAGGAAGUGCUCGAAGCUGCGACCAGCGCCGGUGGCAAGGACUUGCCAACGCCGGUGUCUAUACCUGUGGACUUUUAUCCACUGUCGUUCUUGCUGGAAAAGGGCAUCAUCUUGGGCGUUGAGUCGGACCUCGUGCAGCGGCGAGAUGUGACCUUUUCCUUCUUCCACUUCGCCAUCAGGACACAUCUCGUGCUCCCGGACGUGCUGCGUUACUAUCUGCGGCAGAAUAGAACGGUCGAGGCGACGACGCUGGCUGAACAAUAUCGAGACCUAGAGUAUUUCUCGCAUGGGUUGGAGAUAUUGCUCCACCGCGUUCUGGAUGAGGAAGCAGAGACAUCGCCCAAACCCGAGGACGCUGUCUUGCCGCGAGUGUUGUCACUGCUGUCGUCGUCUGGGGACUACCUGGAUGUCGUGCUGCAGUGCACACGCAAGACCGAAGUGUCGCAGUGGAAAACGCUAUUCGCCUAUCUGCCGCCGCCGCAGGAGCUUUUUGAGGAGUCGCUGCAGCGCGGAUCUCUGAAGACGGCUGGCGGCUAUCUCAUCAUUCUACACACCCUCGAGGAGCUGGAGUCGUCGACUGAACAGUCGGUUCGUGUCCUGUCACGGGCCAUCCAAGAGGGGGAUUGGGAGCUUUGCAAGGAACUCGCGCGGUUCUUGGCGGCCAUGGACGAGACCGGCGAGGUGCUCAAGGAGGCCAUGGACAUGGUAAACGUGGUGCUGAGGCGAGACCAGGAGCAGAUGGUGAGCCGGUUGGAGAUUCCGCAGUCGCGAACGGGGGCCAACGGCCGCACUCGCCGCCGCGGCAGCGGGGAUGACGACACCGAGUCGGACGUGCGCUCGGCAAGCGAUGCAUCCAGCAUCGCGUCUACGGUCAGUCCAUUGAACAGCUCCGGGAUGCUGUGAGGGGGGUGGUCGGACGAUGGCGGCGAGUCGGGGAGGACAUGCAUGGAGUUCCGCGGAACAGCCACAGUAGAGAGGGCAGACUCUGGAGUGGCUUUAGACAUGUGUUGUAGACAGCUGGCAAGGGAGCCGAAGUGUAUUAAAUGUAGCGAGCGGACUGGCAAUGAGAUUUAUCUGUGCAAA